AAGCAUCACAAGCACGGAGGACUGGCAGCUCAGUCAGUUAGUCAGUCAGUCAGACUGAGAAGUAGAAGACGAGCAGCACCGCCUCCGAACCUCAUCGGCAGCUUACCCGGUCAAAGCCCGUCCUCUUCCGAGCCCCAAAACACACGCACACACACACAUCCUGGGAGCUGCAGAAGAUCGGCUCGGGGAUUCAGCUGCUUUGCUCCGGGAGAAGCGAGGAGAGCGCGGCGGCAUCGUGGCUCUCUCACCACGGGCAUGUCUGAGGGAUUCCACGGGCGAGGUUGAACUCCUGCUUUCCCCCAAAGAGGAUUCAAUGAAAAUGUCUGUGUGUGUCCACGAGAACCGGAAAUCUCGGGCCAGCACCGGCUCCAUGAACAUCUACCUGUUCCACAAGUCUUCAUAUGCCGACAGUGUCCUCAUGCACCUCAACUCUCUGCGGCAGCAACGGCUCUUCACGGACGUGCUGCUUCACGCCGGCAGCCGCUCCUUCCCAUGCCACCGCGCUGUGCUGGCAGCUUGCAGCCGCUACUUUGAGGCCAUGUUCAGUGGCGGGCUGAGGGAGAGCCAAGCUAGCGAGGUUGACUUCCAUGACUCCAUCCACCCGGAGGUCCUAGAGCUCCUGCUGGAUUACGCAUACUCGUCACGGGUGGUCAUUAACGAGGAGAAUGCGGAGUCGCUUCUGGAAGCUGGGGACAUGCUGGAGUUCCAGGACAUCCGAGAUGCCUGUGCGGAAUUCCUGGAGAGGAACCUUCACCCAUCCAACUGCCUUGGCAUGCUGCUGCUUUCAGACGCCCAUCAGUGUACCAAGCUGUCUGAGCUCUCCUGGAGCAUGUGCCUCAACAACUUCCCUGCCAUUUGCAAGACGGAAGACUUCCUCCAACUGCCCAAAGACAUGGUGGUCCAGCUGUUAUCCCACGAGGAGCUGGAGACUGAAGAUGAGCGGCUUGUUUAUGAGGCUGCCCUGAACUGGAUCAACUACGACCUGGAGAGACGGCACUGCGACCUUCCUGAACUCCUCAGAACGGUCCGCCUGGCCCUUCUGCCCGCCAUCUUCCUGAUGGAGAACGUCUCAACUGAGGAGCUGAUCAACGCCCAGGCCAAGAGCAAGGAGCUGGUGGACGAGGCCAUCCGCUGCAAGCUGAAGAUCCUGCAGAAUGACGGCGUGGUCAAUAGUCAGUGUGCUCGACCUCGGAAAACCAGCCAUGCCCUCUUUCUGCUGGGGGGGCAGACAUUCAUGUGUGACAAGCUAUACCUGGUGGACCAGAAGGCCAAGGAGAUCAUUCCUAAAGCGGACAUCCCGAGCCCGAGAAAGGAAUUCAGCGCCUGUGCCAUCGGUUGUAAGGUGUACAUCACAGGGGGGCGGGGCUCAGAGAAUGGUGUGUCCAAAGACGUCUGGGUCUAUGAUACAGUCCAUGAAGAAUGGUCCAAAGCGGCACCAAUGCUCAUCGCAAGAUUCGGUCAUGGCUCAGCCGAACUGAAGCACUGCCUGUAUGUAGUCGGAGGUCACACAGCGGCAACCGGCUGCCUCCCCGCCUCACCGUCCGUGUCGCUCAAACAAGUGGAGCAGUUCGACCCGGUGGCCAACAAGUGGACCAUGGUGGCGCCUCUGAGAGAGGGUGUGAGCAAUGCGGCGGUGGUCAGUGUCAAACUCAAGCUCUUUGCUUUCGGGGGAACCAGCGUCACCCACGACAAGCUGCCGAAGGUGCAGUGCUACGACCCCCAGGAGAACCGUUGGACUGUACCGGCAUCCUGUCCGCAACCAUGGCGCUACACUGCCGCUGCCGUGCUGGGAAACCAAAUCUUUGUCAUGGGCGGAGACACUGAGUUCUCUGCUUGCUCAGCGUACAAGUUCAGCAGCGAGAGCUACCAGUGGACUAAAGUGGGCGACGUGACGGCCAAGCGCAUGAGCUGCCAGGCCGUGGCGUCGGGGAACAAACUAUACGUGGUGGGGGGGUACUUUGGCACCCAGCGCUGUAAAACCUUGGACUGCUACGACCCCACGCUAGAUGCUUGGAACAGCAUCACCACGGUACCGUACUCUCUCAUUCCCACCGCCUUUGUCAGCACCUGGAAGCAUCUGCCGGCCUGAAGACCUCAACUAGACUCAUUCCAUGAGAUUUUGCGUCAUCUACUGCACUCCGACUGAAGAGGCACUCAAAGAGAACGACUUCACCUCUGAGAGGAAAAGGAGCUCAUGCCAAACAAAACAACCAGACUGCUGCUUGCUUGUUGUGGACUUGUGUGGGACAUUUCACCCAAACACCACCACCAUCACCACCACGUACUGCACUGUAUAGCAUGUACAGUAUUUAGACUUACUGAUGCACACAUGGCACAAUGGAGGCGCAAAGCUCUUCAUCCUCUAAUAAGCUCCUUUCUUUGACCUGCCCCCCUCAACCCACCUCAAUUGCUUCUACCCGAGGCGUGUGCACGUGGAGCUGUUGCCACUUGAUGAAAAGUGGCAGCUGACGUUGAUGAUCUGCUAAGAGUUUUGGGUGCCUGAGUUUGGGGGGGUACGACCUUGUUUUUCUGUUUGGCACCUCAGCUUUGACGUCCUCCGUGCUCACAGCAGGCCAUCACUCGGCUGGACGCGAAGCCUCCGCUUCCUGUUAGUGUGCUCAUCUUUUUUUGUGUUUUGAAACAGCAUGUGCCCUCGUAGUGACUCAGCACAACUGGCAUGAACUUUAAUAUGUGCUCAGCUUGCGGUGUCCUUCCUUAAUUUAUACGUGUUUAAUCCUAUUUAUUUCUCCUCUGUGUGAAUGUUUGAGGAGGGAAGGGGGUGGGGGGCUGUCCUGCAUGGUCAUGUGAUCUCAGCAGGCCUUCAUUGUGCAGUCUUAAUGAGAGGAGGGGGAGGCUCAGAUUACCCACAGUGUGCGGCUGUUAAGGCCGCGGGGGUCGCCCCAACCCCGUGAAAAGAAUUCCAACUUCGGUCCAAACUUGCCUUAAAUCAGACGCCCCCACCCCCUCAUCCCAGGCCCUAAAAAGUGCACCGAUGCAACAAUUAACCAGUAAGGAGGCAAGUGUCAUGUGACCAAUGGAGAGGAGUGGGCCUGACGAGGCUAAGAAUGUGGCGGUCCCUGCAGCUGUCUGCGGGACAAAUGGGUAUUUUGGGGGGGGCUAUGUGGAGUGUUUAGGUCACAUGUCGGAGCUCCCAGUCUUCCUCCCCAUGAUCCAGAAAACUGUGCAGUGAUAAGGGCAGACACCGCAGUGCUUUUUUUUCACCAUAGUGUCAAAUAAUUAUGCUGUCCUGCGGGGGUUUUGCUGACAAAGAGCUCAUUGGAAGCCAUUUUGGCCAUUUGGCUGUAUACAAAAAUGAGUCCAAAUUAGGGAUGCUCCAAUCGAUGAGUAUCGACCGAAUAAUGCCUUCAAAAGUCAGUCACAAAAAAUGAUCGGCAUGCGGCGGUAAACUCUACAUGUGUGCUGUGUCACGUAGGGUUGCCAACACCCGUAUUGAGUCAACAAGGGACGCACUUUGUCCCGUAUUGCUGCGAGAAUCAAAACUGGUCUAAUCAAACCUAUUGCCGUUCGACUUUUCUUGCAUCUUUGUUUACACGCUCUGCCUAGCUAGCUUGCUAGUUAGAGUUAUCCGCCUAGCUUUCUGGUGUUCGAACUUCAAAUGUAACCUUUUACAACAGUGACAUUUUGUUGUUAAAACAAACAAGCAGUGUGGUUAGUUUGGAGCUCGGUUUUGCCCCAUGGUCAAGUGGAUAUCACAUUAAAGGGGUUUGUACUGACUAUUUAAAGUGUUACUGAAGAACUUUACAGUCUUGUUGUGAUUACACUAAUUAUGUCUUGUCCUCCAAACACUAUUUGUAUGUGCUUGUGGAACAUAAACCUUAUGAUGCUGAUACUAUCACAGGGAUCUCCUAGCUUGCCAGCUGAUUUUGAGUAACUCACCAAAGGGUCAAAGGAUACUUGCUUCAACUCUGUGUAGUUUCUUAUUAUACGUGUUGAAUUCAGACUUUACUUUAUGUGGAGAUGUGCUUGGCAAAUAAUGUAGUGUACAAUUUAAUGAUGAAUGUUGGAGACCCUGCAACCUGGACACCGAAUUUAUUCUGUUUUAAGUUAAGCAAGCCAGAUUUCUAUUUAACAAUGAUAUUCAUUUGUAUUAUUUUAUUCUGUUAAUUUUGUUAUCUUCAACUGAAAGAUAAAUUAUUGAACAAUUUAUUUCCCAUGUAUUCAUAUUACUCCAAAAUGUGCAUUCAAUUAAAUUCAAUUCAGAUUUGUGUCAAAUAGUACAAAAAUUGUUUUACAAAAAUAAAGGCAAUAAUUACCUAUUUGCCAGAGGCUUUUGGAAUUGUCUAACAGCGGCCCUCAUCAUAAAUACAUGGAAAAAUGUACAGUUAAUCCAUGUGAUCGGUAUCGGACAAUCUCACUCAUGGAUGAUCGGAAUCGGCAGCAUAAAACCCUGAUCGGAGCAUCCCUAAUCUAAAUAUGAGCUUUGACUAGAAUCCAAAACAAAGUAGUGCGCUAACCCGGUGCAAAGGGUUCUCAACAUGCGAGUUACACGUGCAAUCAAGAAUUGAUCAAAAAAGUUUGAAAGACCAAAAACAAAGUGACAAUGUGUCAACUUGUUGCUACAGUAUGUGAAAUGUCUUAAAUGUUCUCGUCUUGGUGAUCUAUUGACAUAAAAGAAUAACUUGGCUUGGCUUUACUUUUUCCCCACACAACGCAACAAUUCCCAAACAUCAUCUUCUCCUCUUCUCCCAACAUCGCCACCAGCUCCAUCAGAGCGCUACCUCCCCCGCACAAGACGGGUCUCCGUGGAAACGGACACUUAUGAAUGAGCCUUGCUUUUUGUAUCCGGAUGUCCUCCUCUGCUUAGUCUGGGAAUGGUGGGAGCGCCGCAGCUUUCCCUCCCACCGCCAUCGCCAUCACAACAGUGUGUUGUCAUUAUGUCAUGACGUUUCAUUUCUACUUCCAUGGCAUUAUUUUGUAUAGAUUUUUUUUCACAAUGUGAAAUCCAUGGCUGAAUAAACAUGAGAGGUUUUCCCUCUUGGCUGUACAGAA
Molecule: messenger RNA, 5010 nt
Organism: Dunckerocampus dactyliophorus (ringed pipefish)
Lineage: Eukaryota; Metazoa; Chordata; Actinopteri; Syngnathiformes; Syngnathidae
Gene: enc1
Product: ectodermal-neural cortex 1
Exons: 3
Coding region: 314-2089 (591 amino acids)
Molecular function (GO): protein binding
Source: RefSeq, a predicted model, not a curated record